Molecule: messenger RNA, 1367 nt
Organism: Lactuca saligna
Lineage: Eukaryota; Viridiplantae; Streptophyta; Magnoliopsida; Asterales; Asteraceae
Source: the annotation of a GenBank genome assembly
GCAUUAGGUAUAGUUCUAUAUAGCACAAAUUUCUAUAUUUAGUAUUUUAGCUCUGAAAGAGGAAUUUCCAUAAAACACCGGUUCGUAGGCCGAUGAGCCAACGUGCUUUUUAUAAACGCCUUCUCCAGUUUUCCGUUAACAAUCAAUAACCGUUAAAAAAUCGAUCACCGGCCACUGCCGGAGAGAUGGGGAACGCACAGUCACCUGCCGCCGAUCCUCGUUUCACCUCCGCUAUCAGAGCUUUCUCUGAGAAGGAGCUUGGUGACCUAAAAUCGUUGUUCGCAUCUCUCGCUUCUCAGUCUCAAACAGAAGGAAAAUACAUCUCGCUCUCUGUAUUGAAGGCGUAUUCUGGAAUUAAAGGUCCUCUCGGUGAUAGACUGUAUGAUUUAGUUACUCAGAAUCGAAAAGAUCAAAAACUAACAUUUGAAGACCUUGUAAUUGCUAAAGGAACUUAUGAAAAAGGAACUAGAGAUGAGAUUGACGAGUUUCUUUAUCAACUUUGUGAUGUUAAUGGUGAUGGCAAUUUAGUGAGGUCUGACCUCGAAGCUGUAAUAAGUGAAAUACUUGAAACCAUAUCUUCUCAUAAAACAUCUGAACCCUCAUCCAUUAGUGUAUUCCUUGAUGCUGCCAACUUUACAGAGGACAAUGAAGGAAGUCCUGAAAAAAGCAUGUCUUUUGAGGAUUUCAGAAACUGGAGUCACCUUGUUCCAUCUGCCAGAAAAUUUCUUACAAAAUUGUUAAAGCCAUCUUCUUCUGGUUCUCAAGUUCCUCAAUUGAUCCACCAAGACAUUGAUUCUAAUAUGCUGUUAUUAAAAGAAGAAUAUGCUUGGCACAUAGGAGGAGCUCUUUCACAUCAAGAAUUAGGCGAAUGGAGAAUUUUGUAUCAUAGUUCACUUAAUGGACUAAGUUUCAACACAUUCAUGGGCAAUAUUUCACAUGCUGAAGGGCCAACUGUGUUAAUUAUCAAGGACAAGGAAGGUUAUAUAUAUGGAGGUUAUGCUUCACAGCCUUGGGAGAGGCAUGCUGACUUUUAUGGGGACAUGAAAUCUUUUUUAUUCCAAUUAUACCCUAAAGCAUCUAUCUAUCGACCUACUGGUGCCAACAACAGUAUACAAUGGUGUGGUGUAAACUUCAGUUCAGAUAGCAUCCCAAAUGGCAUUGGUUUUGGGGGACGUGCAAAUCAUUUCAACUUAUUUAUUUCAGCAAACUUUGAUAGUGGUCAUACUUUCACUGGAGCAACAUUCAACAAUCCUUGUCUUUCAAAAAGCAACUUGAUAUACCCUGAAGUCAUUGAAUGUUGGGGAGUUGUACCAAAAGGAUUUCAACAAGAUAAACAAGAGGGCCUCAAAGGUUGCCUUUGUAAUUGA